Messenger RNA from Choloepus didactylus (southern two-toed sloth), 4503 nucleotides. It is a transcript of the gene APH1B, whose product is annotated as aph-1 homolog B, gamma-secretase subunit. Gene Ontology annotation, molecular function: protein-macromolecule adaptor activity. The record is from RefSeq and is a predicted model, not a curated record. Gene Ontology annotation, cellular component: gamma-secretase complex; endoplasmic reticulum; membrane. The coding region runs from base 381 to 1154 and encodes 257 amino acids. Lineage: Eukaryota; Metazoa; Chordata; Mammalia; Pilosa; Megalonychidae. The transcript has 6 exons. Gene Ontology annotation, biological process: Notch receptor processing; protein processing; Notch signaling pathway.
CUGUGAAUGUUUCCGUAUAUGCCAAAAGGGACGUUGAAGUUGUGGUCAAGUUAAGGAUCUUGAGAUGGGGAGAUUAUCCUGGGUUAUCCAGAUGAACCCAAUAUUAUCUCAAGGGUGCUUAUGAGAGGAGCACAGGAUCAGUCAGAAGAAAGCCAUGUGACGACAGAGGCAGAGAGAGAAAAGGCAAUGUGAUGCGGAGGCACCGUCAGCGUGGGGAGGUCACAGCUCCGGUCCCAGAGUCUCCAGCAAGACCCUGAGCUGCUCAGAGCCCAGAAGCCUGGUCUGACUGGGAGCUCCUCGCCCCGCCCCGGCCGGGGUCUGACUGCGCCGUGCGCCCCCUGCGUCGCCGCCGGGUGCCUGGAUUGGCUUCGGCGGUCGCCAUGACGGCGGCUGUGUUCUUCGGCUGCGCCUUCAUUGCCUUCGGGCCUGCGCUCGCCCUCUACAUCUUCACCAUUGCCACCCACUCGCUACGCAUCAUAUUCCUCAUCGCCGGAGCUUUUUUCUGGUUGGUGUCUCUACUGCUUUCCUCCCUUGUCUGGUUCGUGGCAGGAGCCAUUACUGGCAACAGAGAUGAAUCAUUAAAGAAAUAUCUGCUGGUCAUUGGAGUGCUGGUCUCAGUGCUUAUCCAAGAAGCCUUCCGGUUUUCUUAUUAUCAUCUUCUAAAAAAAGCCAAUGAGGGUUUGAAGGCCAUAAGCCCAUUUGAGACAGCUCUGUCUAUGAGAUUGCUGGCCUACGUUUCUGGCUUGGGCUUUGGACUCAUAAGUGGAGUAUUUUCCUUUGUGAACACCCUGUCUGACUCCUUGGGGCCAGGCACAGUGGGCAUUCAUGGAGAUUCUCCCCAGUUCUUCCUGAGUUCAGCUUUCAUGACUCUGGUUAUCAUUUUGCUGCACGUCUUCUGGGGUAUUAUAUUUUUUGAUGGCUGUGAGAAGAAACAGUGGUGCACCCUUCUUGUAGUCCUCUUGACCCAUCUACUAGUGUCAGCCCUGACCUUCUUAAGCCCUUAUUAUGUAAUAAGUCUGGUGUCCGCAUAUAUAAUCUUGGUGCUCAUGGGUAUCUGGGCAUUCUUCGUUGCUGGAGGCACCUGCCGAAGCCUGAAACUGUGCCUGCUCUGCCAAGACAAGGACUUCCUCCUUUUCAACCAGCGCUCCAGAUAACCUCUGGGAACCAGCACCUCCCAAGCAGCAGGCUAUCUUUAGAAGCAGCAACACUCUGCCUUUUUCUAAAAAUUCCUUUUUCUGGUGGAAUUUAGGGGAAAAAAACCACAACUAUCUAGAUAUGAGUCCUAUUCACAUGGGUUUCAUUAAACAGCUCUCCAAAAGGUGUAAGUCAGUGGGGGCAAUCCUGGCUGCACAUUAAAAUCACCUGGGGAACAUAAAGAGUACCAAUUUCUGGGAUCUACCCUCCAGCUUUAAUUGGUCUGGGCAUUUGGUAUUUUUUAAAAGCUUCCCGAGUGAUUCCAAUGGGCAUCCAAGUUGAGAAUCAUUGUUGGAUGAUUAUCCAUAAGUGGGAACUUCCUAAGAACAUCAUAAAUAAAUAAGAAUCAGAUUCUUAGCUUUCUCCUAACUCUGGCUGAGCAAGUAAAUAUCUUAAGGACAAAUCCUGGUUAGCCUUUGUCUUUUUAAGUUCUGAAGUCACAAAAAGGCUGAAAGGGCUAUCAUCUCUGUGAUCUUUUUCAUAUGUGUCACUAGCACCAUGUUUAUGAGAAAGAACAUGGUGGGCUGAGUUUCUACAUGUGAUAAUAAAUUGCACUGAUUCCCUAUGAUAAUUUAGCCAAAAGAAGAUAUUAAUUAAUUAAUAAGCUGUAUUUUCCUGAGGUUUUUCCCAUUGUCUUUGCAUUUUGUGACAUUGCAUUGUUUUUAAGCAUAGAUUCAAUUUCUUUUACUAAAAACUAUUACUUCUUGACUUCCUGGGAAGCUAAUACAAAAUCAGUAAUUUUUGUACAACUUUUUAAGUUUUUCCUUCAUUAAAUGUUUUUCAUGAGCUUUGCUCUAGGCCAUCUGUUGCAGUGUUUAACACCUGAAUACUGACUGCUGGACUAGUUGAGCUGGAGCCCAUUAUUAUAUCUCUGGGCAUCUGUGCAAGGAGCUUAAUGUUGUGUCCUGGGACAGAUUUCACUGGAGUUGGUGCGAGUUUAGCCAAAAGCAUGCUGAAAGAAGCCAAUAGGGUAGUUGUGACACUUUUUUUGCUCUUGUCAUAUUAAACAGCUUUUUUCACCCAAAAUUGAGCAGUGUAAUAUUUCUUAUUUGCCAAAUUCAUGUUUUACAUAAUGUGUAUAAACUUUAGAUCUAGUUAACUUCUCUGGGUUUUGGUAAUACAUACAGCAUUCCCUUUAUGGAAGUACCCAAGUUGUUCAUUCAACUUCUAAACAACCCUCUGGAUUUCCUUUAUAAAGAAGAAAUGCUAGUGAAUUGUACCUUUACUACUAGAAAUAGUUCUCAGUGGAUGGCUUUGGGGGAGCUCAUAGUAUGAAAUUGAAAUUACCUACACAUUAAAGUGAUACAUCAGUGAAUCUUGUAUGUGCAGUAGAACAUCCAAAAGAAAUAGGUGCAGCAAUGAGAGUUUGAGUCCUUAUGAUAAAGUGACAUGAUAGGUGGAUGGAUUUGGCAAUACUUUGGUGGGAAGAAUAUGAACAUGUUUAAAACAAAAAUGUGGCCAGUAUUUUGGGCUGGCCCAUGUCAUUUCCAGGGACUAUAACCUUACAUGCCAUCCUACUCCAUGUUUAAAUUAUUAGAAGAUCUCAGUCAGGGGAUUCAAGAGGAGUAGGGCUUCAAGGAAGGCUGUGAAAAGUCUCAUAAACAAUUAUAGGUAUUCCCCUAAAGUUUACAUCAGCAGUAAUGCCAGUGCUUCUGCUGGAGUAUGUAAUUUUCCAGCUUUCUGCAAGAUUUUCCUUAAAGAGUCAAAAACAUAGAGACUGAAGAGUUCAAUUUACCAUGCAGAGUCAAGGGAAAUAAAAUACCCAUUGAACUGGGAUUUAUUCUUAUUGGAAUGUAGUGUUCUUUGAUGAACAGAAUAAGAAAAAUGUAUAGUAGGUUAUUACUAUUGACUUAUAAAUCUCUUAAAUGAAUAGUCUAAUAAAAUAUCUGUUGAUUUGUAAAGUGUAGAAAAUCUGAGAAUAUUAAUAUUACUCAUAUUAAUUGAGCUCUAAGGAUAUCCUCUGUAUAGUAAUAGUUUAAGAAGCUAGGAUAUUGCACAAUCUCAUUUGUAGAAGCUUCUCAGGUGAGAAGAAAAAUUUCUUUGAUGGUGAGACUGUUGUUUUAGUUCAAGAAAUUGUUAUUGGAUAAUCUUUGAUUACCCAUGAAUAAAGGAACUUUGUAACUCUUAUUUCUCUUAGAAUAUGAGCUCAGGCACUGUUGUUUGAAAUAGCCUUGCUUUGCCACAUGCCAAGGAAGCCCAGGGGGAGGUAUAGUCUUCCUCUGUUGCUGCAUAUAUAUUGACAUGUUGUUGUUGAUGAUGUUGUCCAUUGUUCUUGUUUGCAUUUGUUAUCUAUAAUGAGUUUUCUGAGCCCUGAUAAUACUAUGUGGAGAAGAAGAGAUGGCAUUGAUGUGUGCCCUCCUUCAGGUAGGAUUUUCUCAGGAAAAAUCCUACCAUUGGAGGGAAAUGUGGGUAUAAUUCAGGUUGACCUUGGAAUUGUGAAUACUGUUGCAGUGCUUGAAUAUGUUACCAUGUGAAAGAUAGAGAUUGAUUUUGCUGCUCUCUAAUAAAAGCUGUACUUAUCUUUAAUUCAUUAGAAUUAGUGGUAAUAACUGGAAAAGUUUUAUUACCUCUCUCCUGGCCUUCCUGACUGGCACCAAAGUAGUAGCAGUCUCUUAGAUAGUCUUAAUGAAAGGAAUACGUCAUGAUACCUGCAGACCGCAUCAGAAAUGGUCUGUGUUCCCAGGGUGAAUAUUUUUAUACCUAAGUGCAUUUUAAUGCUUGCUGAGAGGAGCAGAGUCACAUCCAAAAUGCUAGCUGUUCUUAUGCAUAGAAUUGACACUGUGUAAGCAGUGGUGACAGAAGCUUUCUCCUUACUAGUACUCUUGAAUACACUCGCAUUGCCGUAGCCACAAGUCAGGGAUUAGCAGCUGUCAGCACAGGCCUGAGGGGUCCAGCAACGUCUCACUGGCCACCCAGCAAGGGUGCCGCCCAUGGCGGGCAUCAGCAGCUGGCCUCUCCGGAAAGAGCUCCUUGAGAGUGCUGACUUUUUGUUAGCUACAUUUUUUCUGGGCCCCACCAUUCCUAACUCCAGGUAGACAAGUUAGAUGUCACAACAAAACAAUUUUAAAGUGUUUUGCUUAGAGUAUUUUGUUUAUAAUUGCAAUGUUUAUAUUUCUCAUUUAAUAAGGCACUUUACUUCAUUCUGCAGAUUUUAGAGGCAGGUACUAUCUCUAUGUAAAAUAUGUAAUGUUUUAUAUAAAUUAUACUAUUAUGUCAUAUAUAUUUGCAAUAUCAGACCUUGCAUUCAAUACAUGAUGACAUAGAAUCUUUCCAGACCUGUGUUUUUCAGUGAACAAUAAAAAGAUUGUU